Messenger RNA from Diospyros lotus (date-plum), 1529 nucleotides. Its product is annotated as fructose-1,6-bisphosphatase, chloroplastic. The transcript has 4 exons. Gene Ontology annotation, cellular component: cytosol; cytoplasm. NCBI's taxonomy places the organism in Eukaryota, Viridiplantae, Streptophyta, Magnoliopsida, Ericales, Ebenaceae. Bases 167 to 1396 code for a protein of 409 amino acids. Gene Ontology annotation, molecular function: fructose 1,6-bisphosphate 1-phosphatase activity. Gene Ontology annotation, biological process: fructose 6-phosphate metabolic process; gluconeogenesis; fructose 1,6-bisphosphate metabolic process. The record is from RefSeq and is a predicted model, not a curated record.
CACCAUGCCAACGUAAUCUAAUACUACCAGCCAUCAGCCAUUCCAAAGAUGAACAAGAAUCAAACAGUUUUGAGGAAAUAUCAGAAGAUUGCAGAGUCUUGAGCAACAUAGAAGAAGAAAAAUCAGAGCAGAAGUUGCAAAAACACAAGCUAAAAAGGCCAAAGCCAUGGCUGCAACAAGCUCACAGCUUCUCUUCUCAAACUCUCACUCAUCAGUCUCCAGGCUCUCUCCUUUCCAAGCAUGCCUCUUGGACGCCAAGACACUGUUCUCAUGCCCCAGCACCGGCGGCUGCAGGCGGCGGCAAGUGGCUGCAGGUGUCCGGUGCAUGGCGGUCGGGGCGGCGCCGGGGGCAGAGACUAAGAAGAUUAGCAGUAAGUUUGAGAUUCAGACGCUGACUAGUUGGCUGUUGAAGCAAGAACAGUCUGGUACUAUCGAUGCUGAGCUUACCAUAGUGCUCUCUAGCAUUUCCAUGGCCUGCAAGCAGAUAGCUUCACUGGUGCAGAGAGCUAGCAUUUCCAACCUCACUGGAGUCCAGGGAGCUGUCAAUGUCCAAGGAGAGGAUCAGAAGAAGCUCGACGUGGUCUCUAACGAGGUUUUCUCUAAUUGUUUGAGGUCGAGUGGAAGAACAGGAAUUAUAGCAUCAGAGGAAGAAGAUGUACCAGUGGCAGUGGAAGAGAGCUAUUCUGGCAACUACAUUGUGGUCUUUGACCCUCUUGAUGGUUCAUCCAACAUUGAUGCUGCUGUGUCGACUGGCUCCAUCUUUGGGAUUUACAGCCCGAAUGAUGAAUGCCUAGCUGACAUAGGCGACGAUUCCACACUAGACAAAGCAAAACAGAGGUGUGUAGUGAACGUAUGCCAGCCAGGGAGCAAUCUUUUGGCUGCAGGCUAUUGCAUGUACUCGAGUUCUAUCAUCUUCGUGCUAACGAUAGGCGAAGGAGUUUUCUCCUUCACCCUGGACCCCAUGUAUGGCGAGUUCGUGUUAACUCAAGAGAACAUCCAGAUACCAAAGGCCGGGAAGAUUUAUGCAUUCAAUGAAGGGAACUACCAGCUUUGGGACGAUAAGCUGAAGAAGUACAUUGAUGAUCUUAAGGACCCUGGCCCGAGUGGGAAGCCCUACUCGGCUAGGUACAUUGGCAGCUUGGUGGGUGACUUCCACCGGACUCUUCUGUAUGGCGGCAUUUAUGGGUAUCCCAGGGACAAGAAGAGUAAGAAUGGGAAGCUCAGGCUCUUGUAUGAGUGUGCACCAAUGAGCUUUAUUGUGGAACAGGCCGGUGGCAAAGGAUCAGAUGGCCAUCAGAGGGUUCUUGAUAUCCAGCCAGUUGAGAUUCACCAGCGUGUUCCACUGUACAUUGGGAGCGUGGAGGAAGUAGAGAAACUGGAGAAGUAUCUAGCAUGAUCCAAAUGUUGUAGCAAAGAGAUUGUUUUUUUGAAGAUGUUUUUGCAUUGAACUGCAAUUUUUUACUGCUGGGACAAUCACCAAAAAGGCCACAGUUCACAAGAAAGCCAUAAUACACAAGAGUACCUUCAAA